AUGCACUCAAUUUUUCUAAGAAUUGUAUGUGCAAGCACAACCCCCAUGUUUCGCUACGAAGAAAGUGCUAGAUGCCCUGUCCACCAAAACAACGAACCCAAAACACCUGACUGCACGCCACGACAACAUCGAAAUGUUGCCACCCAAUGUCAGGGAGGCGUUGCAAUGGGAGAAAGAAUACCCUUGAACCCAUUUACCUCAGUUGCUUCUUACUUUUUGCUGCACCUCUUCGAACGCAAAUCAGCAACGACCUGCAGUCAUGGUAUUUCAUUCAGGUCUGUAGCAUUUAGAUCAUUGUCGUGUCUUGGUAACCAUCAUGAUGUACAGCCCCGGAGAUGUCAGCCAACAACACCAGCGUCCAUUGGAAACCUGCUAUUCCUGAUCCUUCUUCCUUGGACUUCAGUUUGGAAUAUUGAGGGUCUAACCAAUCAGAAGCAUUUUAACUCAUCUCAUCAAUCAGCUUAUGUUCUAGCUCAGAGCGCCCAACCUUUUCAUGUCACUGAUCAGUGGACAUACGACGUUUGA
This is a messenger RNA of Triticum turgidum subsp. durum (durum wheat), 525 nucleotides long. Lineage: Eukaryota; Viridiplantae; Streptophyta; Magnoliopsida; Poales; Poaceae. The record is from the annotation of a GenBank genome assembly.